AUGGGCAUCCCGCCCGGCUGCGGGGCUCCUCGCCCCGGGCGGCCAGGUGAACGGCGCCGAGAUGGUUACUGGUUUCGGGGGCCGCGGCGGCAGCAGCAGCGAAUGUCGCUCUCGGGCUAGGCUGGGCUGAGCCGGGCCCACCUCCCCACUCUCCGUCCGUCCCUCCCCCUCCGCUCGCCUCCCUUGAUUGUGGGCGGUUGCCAUUUAAAUACACAAGGAGCAACAUGGCGGACAGCUCGGAGAGGCCGUCUUCAGAAGCGAAGGUCAGGCUGGUGAAUCGUCGCCCCUGGUGACCCUCUCCUCCAGUCCCGCCGAGCCGGAUGCUCAGGAUCUCUCUCCUCUCCGAAAGAUUAAUUGGCAACUUCAAAUAACUCCUUGGUGUAGAGUAACAUCAUGAAGAAUCUAACGGGAAUCGAUUGGAGCAUUCGAGAGAGAAGUGAAGAGAAUAAUGUCUGAAGACUGUCAAUCAUACUGUGACCGAAAUGCCCUAGGGGUGUUUUUGGAGUAGAGCCAAGCUGCUUAUAUGCCCACAAGAUGAGUGGAAUGGGUGAAAACUCCUCUGACCUUGCCAGAUUAGACUCCAGAAAACGCAAGGAAUCACCGUGUGACCAUCCGCGACCGAGCCCUAAACGUAGUACUGAGAAACGUCACCGUGAGCAAGAGAAUAAGUAUAUUGAAGAACUUGCUGAGCUGAUAUUUGCUAAUUUCAGUGACAUUGACAACUUCAACGUAAAACCAGACAAAUGUGCAAUCUUAAAAGAAACUGUGAAACGAAUCCGCCAUAUAAAGGAGCAGGAAAAAGUAGCUGCAAAUGAAGAUGCAGUGCAGAAGGCUGAUGUAUCCUCCACGGGUCAAGGUGUCAUCGACAAAGAUGCACUUGGACCAAUGAUGCUCGAGGCUUUGGACGGAUUCCUUUUUGUGGUCAAUCUUGAAGGGCACAUAGUGUUUGUUUCUGAGAAUGUGACGCAGUACCUGAAGUACAACCAAGAGGAGCUUAUAAGCUCCAGUGUGUACAGCAUUCUUCAUGUUGGUGAUCAUGAAGAGUUUGUGAGAAACCUUUUGCCUAAAUCUCUCGCUACUGUGGUGCCUUGGUCCAAUGAAACCCCGAGACGAAACAGCCACACUUUUAACUGCCGUAUGUUGGUUAAACCGCCUGGUGAAGCUGAGGAGGAAGGCCAUGAAAACCAGGAAGCACCUCAGAAAUAUGAAACUAUGCAGUGUUUUGCUGUAUCUCAACCAAAGUCAAUAAAAGAAGAGGGAGAAGAUUUGCAGUCCUGUUUAAUCUGUGUUGCAAGGAGGGCUCCUGUGAAGGAGAGAUCUCAAUUCGCUAAUACUGAAAGUUUUACCACAAAACAUGAUUUAUCAGGCAAACUGAAAUCUCUGGACAUAAAUGCAUUACGUGCAUCAAUGAAGCCAGGCUGGGAAGACUUAGUGCGAAGGUGCAUUCAAAGAUUUCACCUACAAAAUGACAAAGAGAUUGCAUUUGCUAAGAGGCAUCAUCAUGAAGUGUUAAGGCAGGGUCAUUCUUUGAGUCCCGUGUAUCGGUUUUCUUUAUCUGAUGGCACCAUGGUUGCUGCACAAACAAGGAGCAGGCUUAUGCGCACUCAAAACGCGAGCGAGCCUCAGUUUAUCAUGUCACGGCAUGUUGUUCAAAGAGAGCAAAAUGUUUGUGGGAUGAAUCAGGAACCGACUGGACAAGGAAUGGGAAAGUCAUUGAAUCCAAAUUCCAGUGGUCCGGCUCUGGCGGGUGUUUCGGCUGCAGCCACAGGUCAAGAGAUGGCGAUGAACAGCAAUUCUAACUUUGCCAUGAAUGGCCUGAAGGAUCAGACAGGUAUGGGGCAGAUGCCAGGAAACAGGUUUGUUACCGGUGGAAUGAAUCAUGGAUCAAGCAUGCAAGCAGCCACUCCUCAGGGUAGUAACUAUGCACUCAAAAUGAGCAGCCCAUCGCGGAGUAGUCCCGGUGUGACUGCUGGGCAACAGAACUCCAUGCUUUCUCCCAGACAUCGUGGGAGUCCUGGGAUGGUCGGCAGCCCCCGCAUCUCAGCUAAUCAGUUUUCUCCCGUAGGAAACCUGCAUUCUCCAGUCGGGGUUUGUAGCAGCACAGGGAAUAGCCAUAGCUACUCCAGCAGCUCCCUUAACGCACUUCAAGCCCUCAGUGAAGGACAUGGGGUAUCUCAUGGGGCGUCGCCCGAACUGAAAAUGGUGACUUCACAGAGUUCUCCUGGAAGCAUCAGUUCUUCCCUCACCAAAAAGGGGAGCAUGGACUCCAAAGAUUCUUUUGGGUUGUUUGGUGAGCCAGUGUCGGCUGAAGUUGCGGCCAGCCAGCCAGAAAGUGGACUUUCUGGGGAACAGAAAGACAGCGGUGAAAGUAACUUAAAUCCGUUUGGUGGCGGAGAGAGGACUGAUGGCCAAGGCAGAGGGCACGACAGCAAAGGACAUACCAAACUUUUACAGUUACUGAUCACCAAGUCAGAUCAAAUGGAGGCAACCCCUUUGCCAAGUACUCUUGGGGAUUCUAUUAAAGACUCACCAGGCAAUUCAUUAGGACUACUGUCUACUUCAGCAGUGACGUCAUCCACAACCAACACCUCUACAUCACAUGGGCCCUCACUGAAAGAAAAACACAAAAUUUUGCACAGGCUCCUGCAGGACAGCACUUCUCCUGUAGACUUGGCAAAGCUGACAGCAGAGGCCACAGGUAAGGAGCACCACAACCAGGAUGUUGGCGGUUCAAUUACUGGUGGAGAAAUAACAAUCAAGCAAGAGCAGAUGAGCCCCAAGAGGAAAGAAAAUGCACUACUUCGAUACCUACUGGACAAGGACGACACAAGUAUGCAUAAUAUUAAACCUAAACUCGAGCGAAUGGACAGCAAGUUGGAUCCCUGCAUCAGCACUAAACCAACAAUCAAGUCUGAGAAGGAGAUGAACUUUGAGCCAUCAGAACAGCAGAUCAGCAGUGACUUGGAUAACUUAGAAGAAAUUCUUGAUGACCUGCAGAACAGUCAGCUACAGCAGAUUUUCCCAGACAUGAAAACGGUUUCUGCUAGUGGACCAGUUGACAGGCAGACCAUCUUCCAGGACCUCCUGCAAAUUGGCAAUGGAAACGUCUCUGCGUCGCCACUUGGAACACCAAGUCCGUUAUCUGGGAUGUUACAAAAUGCUUUCAAUAAUCCUCGAGCUGUGCAGCCAGGCAGACCACAACAAGGCCGAAACGCAGGACUGGACAUCCACAUGCAGGGUCAGACAAGUGCAGGACCAUUCCCACCAAUACGAAACAGCAGUCCAUUUGCUGUCAUGUCACAGCAAGUGAUGGGCAAUCAGACAAUGCUGAGUAGUCAAGGAGGCUUGGCAGUUAGUGCAGGGAUGGUCAGUAGUAUGGCAAGUGGAGCCCCCCGACCCAGCAUGGCUUCUGUAGACUGGUGUCAGUCGAGCUCUGCUGCAAACACCACGGGCAGCUCAGGAUCCAACACAAUAAGCAGGACAACACUGCAAGGCAGCAUGAUCGGCAGUCCUACAUCUGCUAUUCCAAUGAGACCCAACAGUCAGCCUGGUCAGAGAUCGAUGCUCCAAACGCAAAUGAUGGGGUCAUCAGAAAUUGAGGUGGGUAUGGGAGGUUCAUCGUAUGGUCAGCAACAAGCACCUCCAAACCAAACAGCACCUUGGCCUGACAGUAUAAUGCCUAUUGAUCAGGGGCCUUUUGCCAAUCAAAAUCGUAGGCAGUCGUACAGCAGUUCUCAAGAUGAUCUGCUUUGUCCAUCUUUACCAACGGAAGCUACAAAUGAUGAGGGUGCCAUUCUAGACCAGUUACGUUCAGCACUAAAAAACAUUGAUGAACUGGGACUGGAGGAAAUUGACCGGGCACUUGGAAUACCUGAACUCGUUAAUCAGAGCCAAAGUGUGGAUCACCAGCCAGAGUCUUUUCCGAGCCAGAAGUCCACAAUGAUGGUAGAAAAACCUCAAGUCUAUAAUCAGCCAUAUGGUCCACAGACGACAGUAGUACAAGGAAACUAUUCUACCAUGCAGGAACCUAACUUUCAUCCUCUGGCAGCUCAAAUGGGACAACGCCCAGGAUACCCGAUGUUACGUAUGCAACCAAGGCCUGCACUGAGGUCAUCUGGGAUGGUGCCUAACCAGCCCAAUCAGCUCCGGCUUCAGCUUCAACAAAGGCUUCAAGGACAACAAAUAAAUCGACAGCCACUGAUGAACCCACUCACCACUGUCUCAAAUAUGAAUCUACCUCUAAGAGCUAGUGUGCCACCGCAGAUGAGUGGUCAGGGACCUAUAAAUGCACAGAUGCUGGCCCAGAGACAGCGUGAACUUCUGAAUCAGCACCUGCGCCAAAGGCAAUUGAUUCAGCAGCAACAGCAGCAGCAGGUGCAACAGAGAACCAUGAUGAUGCGGCAGCAGGGCCUGAACAUCCCACCAAAUAUGGCAGCCUCUGGCAGCAUAGCAACUGCCAUGAGCACUCCUCGGAUUCCUCAGGCAUCACCACAACAGUUCCCAUACCCUCCGAACUAUGGUACUGGGCUUACUUCCCCACCACCUUCCACCAGCCCUUUCUCCCCGGUGUCCCCAAAUCCUGGGUCACAGCUCCUCUCUCACAGCUCCUUGCAUGGCUCCCAGAUGAAUCUGGCUAACCAGGGAAUGAUAGGAAAUGUGGGAGGACAGUUUGGGCCUGUAAUGAGUCCCCAAAUGCAGCAAAAUGCCUUCCAGUUUCCCAGCUCAGGAAUGAAUCAGCAGUCUGAUGCAGGGUUUGGUGGGUCGACAACCCCCCAAAGCCCAUUAAUGUCUCCAAGGAUGAGUCAUACACAGAGUCCAAUGAUACAGCAGUCUCAGCCUACACCUACCUACCAAUCACCUUCUGAGAUUAAUGGCUGGCCACAGGGAAGCAUUAAUGGAAACAGCAUGUUUUCACAGCCGUCCCCACCACAGUUUGGACAGCAGGCAAACACCAGCAUGUACAGCAACAACAUGAAUGUCAGUGUUUCUAUGGCAACCAAUACUGCUGGUAUGAACAACAUGAAUCAGAUGUCAGGGCAGAUCAGCAUGACCUCAAUGACCUCUGUGCCUACAUCAGGGUUGUCCUCAAUGGGUGCUGAACAGAAAUAUUGCUGACCAUCUGGAUUGCUGUUCCUCCUGUCUUCAACUAGGUCCAGAAGGUCCACGUGCUUGCUGAUGUACAGUGCAAGGUCAACAUUUAGGUGGUAACAAUUAUACCAACAAACAAGCUCCACCAGAUCAAGCCAAGAAAAUUGCAGCAGCCAAUUGAACUCUCAGCCAGUCUCAGAGAAAUUCUUAUUACAAGUGUUGCUAACAGAGUGACAGGCUCCUUAGUAGCAACGUACUUGCCUACCGAAGCUGCUUUGUCCAUUAAUUGCAUUCACCAUAAGUGUGACUUAAGUCUGUCCUCACAACAGAUCGACAUCGGCUUCGAACCUUGUCCGAUGAAUGUAUUUCUAUCGUCGUUUUGCAGAAUGAUCAGCUCUUUGCGCUUUUUUUUUGAUCCUCGGUGGUUGCUGACUUUUCUGCUAUUUAAUCCAGUGUGCAGGCUUUCAGCCAUAUUUCCCUUCAGUAUUUAGAAAUGAAGCCUUUCUUUAAAAGGUUCUGCUGUGAAUAUAAAUAAACAUACCAAUAAGCUGAAAACUGUAAGAAUAAAGAAUUUGAUUUGGAAGGUAUUUAAAUGGAAUAUAAAUUUUGUUUCUGAUAAAGCCAAAUGGGGAAUAGACUUCAGGUGGUUUGUGACUUCUGUCAGCAAGAGUUGGUGCGUUAUCUUUUCAUGCUGUGCUUGUGUUCUGCAGUCACAGUUCAAUAUCCAGGGUGCAUGAAACUUUUGCCCUAAUUUUUCAUUAUAUUGAUGAAAUAAUAUAACACUUUGGCUCUGCAGACUGAGGCUACCUAUUAAACAUUAUCAGCUCCACAGACUCCCACCUCUCACACCAGAUUAACUUAUCUGACCAUAACUUACAUGCUGAUUGAAAAAUAUAGAAUUACCAACAUCUCAUAAUAAGACCAAUCUAAUGCUUUGCUGUGGUUACCAAUCCAGACAGGUGACCAAAUGUGUAGCUUCUUCACUUUCUCUCUCUCUCUCUCACUCACACUUACUCAGACUCCUGAUUGUUCUCCCAGGCCAGAUCUACAUGCUAGAUCCGACAGCUUGUCAGAGAUGGGGACUCAUGUUCUGUACCCAUGCACAAAAUGCAGAAUAGUUUUCUCUUGGUCGUUUGGACUGUCUCAGGAAAGCCCUUAAUGCCACCCUGCCCCCAAAACCACUCCAGUUCCCCCAACUAAAGGCAGGAAUUGGUAACUAUUUCUCUCUGCAGUACAACAGAAGAGUCUGUCACACACCCAGACAGAGUUCCAAUUUGACGACUAACACCCGAUCUUCCUACAAAAGAAAAGUUCCCAUCGUACAAAUGUUAAUCACUCCCCUCGGCGCUAAAGGCCAGCUACCUUAUCACCAUCGCCACCGUCCCUUCUUCAAGAGCAUGACUGUUUGCUCCUCAUGGGCUGUGUUCUUUCCACCAGUAGCAGCAGACUAACAGACUGGCUUGUUUCGGCUCCUUUGCGGCCUUAUCUCUGUCAACCAGUGUGAUCCAGCCUCUCCUCCACACAGACUGAGGUGCAGCACUGAGUCCAGGUGUAUCACUGAAAGCAGCCAGGUAUUUCUCCACCUCAAUACUUUCAAAUAAUUCUGCAAUGGCAGAAUAUCAAAAGCAAGUAUAAAAUGUUUCCCUCCUUGGUGUACAUUUCUUGUCCAUUUUGUACAAUUUUCCAGCAAAUAAUGUUUUUCAUUAGCACUGGUCAAAGUUAACUGAAAAGUCAUGGGUUUCUGAAUACCCAGCUGGGUACUAAUGCACAGACAGGAAAAUUGAAGAGUUAUUUUUUAUUUUAGCUGGACUUUUAAAAUGAGGAGAUGCCCUGUGUUGAGCUUCACUGCUAAUUCACCGUGAUUUAACAUUGCAACUCGGUAAUCAUGGAGAGUAUUACUAAAGUUAAUUUUCUAAUUCUGUUAAUUGUCCCUGAACAAUCAUGUGGUUUGGGACUGAACUGUACAAAGGGGUUUAAUUUCAGGGUCGUGUACGUAAAAACUUAAUCAGCAUCUGACGAGAAACUCACAAAAUGGUGCGUACUAUCUUCUGUACAGAACCAAUAUUGCAUUACAGGACUCAUUGCCGUUCUGGUAUCAAGUCACAUAGUUUUUUUUACUCUAAUGCAAAAUUCAUCAUGUUAACCAUUCUAUUGACCCCUGAAUAGGUUUGGAGUUUAGUUAAGGUUUGUUGAGUUUCUUUUUAUAGGUGUGUGGGAGGGGGUUUAAGUGUCUUCUUCAUUCUGCAUUUAUUAUGUAGCCAAUCAAAGCUUUUGGCUUUGAAAAAUUAAGCAGAUAUUGUGAAACAUACUCUCACAAUAUACCAAAUGCUACAAUAUCAGCAGUUCCAUUAAGGCAGACUAUUCGAUGCAGUUUAGUUCCAACGCAAUGCUAUCCUAAUAUGUAUAUUAGAUCCAAUCAUUAUAACUAUUAAAUUCACCUUCACACUCAUGACUUUGCUUCUGGUGUGUUUAGUUGAGUUUACUCGCAUAAGCUUGCAUGGGAUAGUAAUGCUUGCAUUGUGAGCUAUAAAAAUUAAGGUAUUAUGGACUGUUCAAGCUUAUUGUUUUAAACUAAAUUGUUCAUUGCAGUCCGAUUGUGCUGAGGGCGGACCUUUUUGUGAGCUGCAGAACCCUAGUGCUUCAUUAUGAUUUCCUAAAGUCAGUGGCAGUUUCCAAAAGCUAAAUUGUGUAGAUCUAGAUUCAGACGUCACCACAAGUAAGAGAAUACAAACAGCCAUAACAUUUUCAUAUGGUACAGUAUUUUGUAAAAUAAGAUUUGAUGACUUUUGGAAAGCUGUUAGCUAUACAAGAGUGAUGUAUGUAACCAAGCAAUAAAUUUUACUUGAGAGCAUUAUGUUUUACAUACUUGUGGUAUUUUGAUGAAGUAAAAUUCUUAAGCUGCUGAUUUAAAGUGAGGUACUACAGUAUUAUAUUAGAUACCUUAGCAGCAGUGUCUGUCGUUUAUUUUGUAAAUAAAAGAAUCAUGAUGCCUUGAUAGGUAGCUAACAAGUCUGUUUCAGUAGCAUUUGAGGCUAGUGUCUUAAAUGGCUCUUCUACUAGAUAUUCUGCAGCCACUUUUAGAUUUCCAAAAUGUUUGAAUAUCAUGCCAAAACCCCAAACUGCUACUUCGGUGCAUGUAGCUUCUCUCAGUCUAAUUUAUGAUUUAAAUUGGGAAAAAUUUGUUGAUUGGGUUGGAAGCAGGUGUUUUAUUAUGUAGUUUCUCUCUCAAGCUGUAACGUUCUGAGUCCUGAUACCUCACUGUUUUUGUGUCAGGCUGUAUGGAACAUGCCGUCAUUUAAGGCCCAAAACCCACACUGAUCAUAUUGAUCACUGUACAAACUGAAUACAGACCUGUUUUUGCCUCAACAAUUGCUUUUAGAAAGGAAAAGCUGCCACAUCUCAGCUAUAGAUUGUUCAUUUGAUAAAGAAAUGUAUUCUAUCUGUGUGUCCAAAUAACAUUGUGUUUCAGAUUGCUUUGGUAUGAUAUAGCUUUAUGUAAAUACUGCUGUGAAAUAGAAAAGUAUUCUGAAAUGCAGGCAUUUAGAGCCUAGACCUUUGCAUUUAUGUCUAUGGGAACAUUGUGUAAUAAUCCAGCAAGCUUUUCUGUAUUUACCCUAUUUCAUAUCUCUGCUUUAAUUUGAAAUAUAUGGUUUGUGACAGGGUGUUAUUACUUUUUGAAAGUGUGCAAAUAACCACUGUGUAGUUACCUACAAAGCCAAAAGAUUUAAACACAAAUAUCUGAAUGGAAGGGGGGGGUGGGUAGGUGUGUUUCACACGUUCAUUUAAACUCUGCACUGUAACCCCAAUUUAUAUCGCCUCUAGAUCUGAAUGCAUAAAGGUCUACUCUCUUAGAAAGUGGAUCAUGGGAGCUACUUUCAUUGGGAAGCAACAUCUUUGAUUGUAUUAUGUUCAAUCUUAAACAUUUUCCUCUAACAGACUUAAAGAAAAAGGAAUCAAAGCUAACAUUAAGAACAAUGUAUUCUAGUGGUGUAACAUUGCAGACAAGCAGGGCUGUGUUGCUCCGUUUUGCAAAAUCCAAAGAUUUCACUGAGUUGAUUUUAAAAUACAGUACAGCUAAGCCAUGGUGUGUUGGUGUCAUUCAACAUCAUUUUAUAGUAUUUCUACACAGUUGAUUGUUGACUGGAUGCAGACCCAUUCUCUGCACAAACAAUUCUAUGGAUUUUCAAUUUGAUAGGCAAACCCCGUCUACUUUUUCAUUUAGAGCUUGAAUUUGUUUUGUAAGAUCUGUCAAUUUCUUAGUACAGUGCAGGAACCUCAAAUGCUAUAAAUUAGCAUAAUGCCUUAGAUAUGUUUUUAUGUCCUGUAUAUUCCUAGCAGCUCUUUGUUGUAUUAUAUUGUUUGUAUAGUGAAUUGUGUAAAAUUUUUUGGAUGUGUCAUCAGUUAUUAUUUUUUUGUCAGAUAAAUAGAAAUAAUGGUUGCCUACUGCAAUAUGGACCCAUGAUUAUUGCUUUGUUUUUUUUUACAUACAUUACUUUGUUCCUUUUGUGGUCAGUAGUGGGGCACUAUUUGUAAACUUUUCUCCCCCCUCCCCCAAAUCUCUGAGUGGUGUAUAUUGACGAAUUGCAAAUUCUAAGCAAUAUGUAAAGUAAGUUUCUUCAGCAGAAGGCUUACAGUAUUGCAAGUUCAGAGAUGUAUUUUUUUUUAGUUCACACUAAACACUUUUUUUUCCUUUGGGCAUCCAUGUUUGUAUCCUUAUUGUGAGCAUUUUAUGCCAACUUAGGUAUAUUCAAAAAGAUUAAAUACAUUUAUGCAAGUUGUUAACUAAUAUUGCUUUUGCUGAGGUCAUUUGCUUAAUUGAUGUUAAAUAAUGCUGUUGUAAAUAAAGAAUCCUGUUAUUGCGAUGUUUAAUAAAAUUUAAUUCCUUUGAA
This is a messenger RNA of Hypanus sabinus (Atlantic stingray), 9977 nucleotides long. It is a transcript of the gene ncoa2, whose product is annotated as nuclear receptor coactivator 2. Gene Ontology annotation, biological process: positive regulation of transcription by RNA polymerase II; cellular response to hormone stimulus. The record is from RefSeq and is a predicted model, not a curated record. Lineage: Eukaryota; Metazoa; Chordata; Chondrichthyes; Myliobatiformes; Dasyatidae. Gene Ontology annotation, cellular component: nucleus. Gene Ontology annotation, molecular function: nuclear receptor binding; protein dimerization activity. The transcript has 23 exons. The coding region runs from base 535 to 5115 and encodes 1526 amino acids.